This is a messenger RNA of Larimichthys crocea (large yellow croaker), 1368 nucleotides long. It is a transcript of the gene aicda, whose product is annotated as activation-induced cytidine deaminase. The record is from RefSeq and is a predicted model, not a curated record. Gene Ontology annotation, molecular function: zinc ion binding; cytidine deaminase activity; RNA binding. Bases 509 to 1144 code for a protein of 211 amino acids. Gene Ontology annotation, biological process: cytidine to uridine editing. The transcript is spliced from 5 exons. Gene Ontology annotation, cellular component: cytoplasm; nucleus. Lineage: Eukaryota; Metazoa; Chordata; Actinopteri; Sciaenidae.
AGGUUACAAAUCGCGUCAAACACUCUCAUGUGUGGUCACUUAGAUUAGUUUGUAAAAUCUGUGUUGUGUAAGCUUGCCUCCCCAAUAAGGUUCCUUUAUUGCCUUGUGCCAAAUUAAUGGUUUAACUUCAGUGAUGGUGAGCAAAUGUUGAAAGUGUUUCACAGAAAAACCAUGAUGCAAACUUUGUGAGUAAUUCAUUUGUAGCUUUAACAGUUCUGCAGUCAUUCAUCUCAUUUCUAUCACGCCUCCCCUGAACUUACUUUGAAAAAUCUAUUUGAACUUUUUGUCCAACCAGAAGCUGCCUUUGUUGUAUGCAGGAUGUUUAUGUUUAGAGGUAUAUGUUCUCAGUUCCCUCCCUUUAUCCCCCCAGCACACACACACACACACACACACACACACACACACACACACACACACGCACACACACUUUCACUCUUUCUCAUUUACCCAUUUACCUUCAUUUAUUAUCUACGCCCUCCGAGUGACAAAGAAAAGCGCGUCUUUCAAAAUGAUUACAAAGCUAGACAGUGCGCUUUUGCCUCGAAAAAAGUUCAUCUUCCAUUACAAGAAUGUGCGCUGGGCAAGGGGUCGACAUGAGACAUACCUUUGCUUUGUAGUAAAGAGGCGAGUGGGACCAGACACCUUAACGUUUGACUUUGGACACCUCCGCAAUCGCAGUGGCUGUCAUGUAGAGCUGCUGUUCCUACGCUACCUGGGAGCCCUGUGCCCUGGUUUGUGGGGCUAUGGAAGUACUGGUCAAAAGAGGCUCAGCUACUCGGUCACCUGGUUCUGCUCCUGGUCUCCCUGUGCCGACUGCUCCUUCAGGCUGAGCCAGUUCCUCAACAGGACGCCAAACCUUCGGCUCAGGAUCUUCGUUUCUCGCCUUUACUUCUGUGACAUGGAGAACAGCCGUGAAAGAGAGGGCCUUAGAAUGCUGAAGAAUGCUGGCGCGCAUAUAACAGUUAUGAGUUACAAAGACUUUUUCUAUUGCUGGCAGACUUUUGUAGCUCGUAAAGAGAGCAACUUCAAAGCCUGGGAUGAGCUGCACCGAAACUCUGUUCGCCUUUCCAGAAAACUCCACCGCAUCCUCCAGCCCUGUGAAACAGAAGAUUUAAGAGAUGCCUUCAAGCUUCUCGGACUGUGAAGCAUAUAUAUAUGACCUCCUCUGGUGUUGCCAUCGAGUCUAUCAUUAAGUCUGUAAAGAAAAAUACAUGUCGGUGUUUGUUCAUCACUACAACUGCUAAACUGAGAAUGAGAAAAACUGAGAAAAAAAAUUGAAGUUGUGGCAAGGCUUUUGGCAUUAGAUAGCAUUAACUGCUGCUUGCUGUUUCUGUAUUAAUAUGUCCAUGUGAAACAAAAUAAAAUAAU